Messenger RNA from Nannospalax galili (Upper Galilee mountains blind mole rat), 4510 nucleotides. RefSeq names its product ubiquitin protein ligase E3C (gene Ube3c). The coding region runs from base 468 to 3272 and encodes 934 amino acids. Gene Ontology annotation, molecular function: protein binding; ubiquitin protein ligase activity. Gene Ontology annotation, biological process: ubiquitin-dependent protein catabolic process; protein polyubiquitination. The record is from RefSeq and is a predicted model, not a curated record. NCBI's taxonomy places the organism in Eukaryota, Metazoa, Chordata, Mammalia, Rodentia, Spalacidae. The transcript has 22 exons.
GAAGAAAAGGCUUCUCUUUUACAUCGCACUCAGGAAGAAAGGAGGAAGAGAGAGGAAGAAAGGCGAAGACUAAGAAACGCAGUGAUUAUCCAGUCGUUCGUUCGAGGCCACAGAGACAGAAAACAGCAAAUUUCUAGGUAGGUGGGUUUCCAGUGAGUUUUAAGUAACACAGGCCUGGACUGAACAGUGGCUGGUCACAUACCUGCUCCCUCUGCUUCCAGUACUCCAUCCAGAGAUGUGCUUUUGACCGCUGCGCAGACUCAGCACAGCCUGGUAGCGCCUUCUCCCUUUCUGACGGUCCCAACCUUACCCGACUGGUGAGGCAGCUUCUGUUUUUUUACAAGCAAAGUGAAGACUCCAGACGCUUGAUAUGGCUGUAUCAGAACCUAAUUAAAUACAGCUCCGUGUUUGUCAAGCAGUUGGAUGGAUCAGAGAGACUGACAUGCUUAUUUCAAAUAAAGAGGUUGAUGAGCAUCUGUUGCAGGUUGCUGCAGAACUGCAAUGAUGACAGUUUGAAUGUCGCGCUUCCAAUGAGAAUGCUUGAGGUGUUUUCAUCUGAGAAUACUUACUUGCCUGUUCUUCAAGAUGCUAGCUAUGUGGUGUCAGUGAUUGAACAAAUUUUGCACUACAUGAUUCACAAUGGGUAUUAUCGGUCUCUCUACUUGUUGAUUAACAGCAAGCUUCCAUCAAGUAUUGAAUAUUCUGAUUUAUCUCGCGUUCCUAUAGCAAAGAUUUUGCUGGAGAAUGUCCUAAAACCGUUGCACUUUACAUACAGCUCCUGUCCUGAAGGUGCAAGGCAUCAGGUUUUCUCGGCCUUCACUGAGGAGUUUCUGGCAGCACCUUUUACUGAUCAGAUUCUUCAUUUCGUCAUUCCAGCUCUGGCAGAUGCCCAGACCGUCUUCCCUUAUGAGCCCUUUCUGAAUGCACUGUUGUUACUAGAGAGUUGGUGCUCAAAGUGGAGCAGCAGGGCACCGUGGCUCUUCUAUUUUGUUUUAACUGUUGGCGAGAACUAUUUGGGAGCGCUCUCUGAGGAUGGCCUGCUGGUUUAUCUGCGAGUACUCCAGACUUUCCUCUCCCAGCUGCCCGCCUCGCCCACUGGUGCUGGCCGUCCAGACUCUACCAGUGACUCUGAGGACGACAGUGAGGAAGCAGACCAGCCUAGCAGCCCUGAGGAUGGCAGGGUCUCAACCCCAUACAUCACUGAGGAGUGUCUGAGAAAGCUGGAUACGAAGCAGCAGACAAACACCCUGUUGAACUUGGUGUGGAGGGACUCUGCCAGCGAGGAGGUCUUCACGAGGAUGGCCUCCAUCUGCCACACGUUGAUGGUGCAGCACCGCAUGAUGGUGCCCAAAGUCAGGCUUCUCUACAGUUUAGCUUUUAACGCCAGGUUUCUGAGGCACCUUUGGUUUCUCAUCUCUUCCAUGACAACACAGAUGAUCACAGGGUCUAUGGUGCCAUUGCUUCAGGUGAUAUCACGGGGUUCUCCCAUGUCUUUUGAGGAUUCCAGUCGAAUCAUCCCACUCUUUUACCUCUUCAGUUCCCUGUUCAGUCAUUCCCUGAUUUCCAUACAUGACAAUGAGUUUUUUGGUGACCCCAUAGAAGGUCAGAGACAAUCAUCCAUGAUGCCUUUCACUCUGGAGGAACUGGUCCUACUAUCCCGCUGCCUUCGGGAUGCCUGCCUGGGCAUCAUCAAACUGGCAUAUCCAGAAACAAAGCCAGAAGUCCGGGAAGAGUAUGUAACCGCGUUUCAGAGCAUCGGGGUCACUACCAGUUCUGAGAUGCAGCAGUGCAUACAGAUGGAGCAGAAGCGAUGGAUUCAGUUGUUCAAGGUUAUUACCAACUUAGUGAAAAUGCUGAAGUCCAGAGACACAAGGAGGAAUUUUUGUCCUCCAAACCACUGGCUGUCAGAACAGGAGGACAUUAAAGCAGAUAAGGUCACCCAGCUCUACGUGCCUGCAUCCAGACAUGUGUGGAGGUUCCGGAGGAUGGGGAGGAUUGGCCCACUGCAGUCUACCCUGGAGGUGGGUUUGGAAUCACCUCCGCUGUCCGUGUCUGAGGAGCGGCAGCUUGCCAUUCUGACGGAGCUUCCUUUCGUGGUUCCAUUUGAGGAGCGAGUGAAGAUCUUUCAGAGGCUGAUUUAUGCAGACAAGCAAGACGUUCAAGGAGAUGGUCCAUUUCUGGAUGGAAUUAAUGUCACAAUAAGAAGAAAUUAUAUUUAUGAAGAUGCUUAUGACAAACUUUCUCCAGAAAACGAACCAGAUUUGAAAAAGCGGAUCCGUGUGCACUUGCUCAAUGCCCAUGGCCUGGAUGAAGCUGGCAUCGAUGGUGGUGGUAUUUUCAGAGAGUUUUUAAAUGAACUACUGAAAUCAGGAUUUAAUCCCAAUCAGGGGUUCUUUAAGACUACUAAUGAAGGGCUUCUGUACCCCAACCCGGCUGCUCAGAUGCUUGUGGGAGAUUCUUUUGCAAGACAUUACUACUUCCUAGGCAGAAUGCUUGGAAAGGCUCUGUAUGAAAACAUGCUGGUGGAGCUGCCCUUUGCUGGCUUUUUCCUGUCCAAGCUGCUGGGUACCAGUGCAGAUGUGGACAUUCACCACCUGGCUUCCUUGGACCCUGAAGUCUACAGGAACCUGCUGUUCCUCAAGAGCUAUGAAGAGGACGUGGAGGAGCUGGGACUAAACUUCACUGUGGUGAACAACGACCUGGGGGAAGCCCAGGUGGUUGAACUGAAGUUUGGUGGGAAAGACAUCCCAGUCACUGGGGCCAACCGCAUCGCCUACAUCCACCUGGUGGCCGACUAUCGGCUGAACAAGCAGAUCCGCCCACACUGCCUGGCAUUCCGCCAGGGCCUGGCCAAUGUCGUCAGCCUGGAGUGGCUCCGAAUGUUUGACCAGCAGGAAAUUCAGGUAUUAAUUUCUGGUGCACAAGUUCCCAUAAGUCUGGAGGACCUAAAAUCCUUUACAAACUAUUCAGGAGGCUACUCUGCUGAUCAUCCUGUCAUUAAAAUCUUUUGGAGAGUUGUAGAAGGUUUCACUGAUGAAGAAAAGCGCAAGUUGCUAAAGUUUGUAACAAGCUGCUCUCGUCCCCCUCUCUUGGGGUUCAAGGAGCUAUACCCCGCAUUCUGCAUCCACAAUGGAGGCUCUGACCUUGAGCGGCUCCCCACAGCCAGCACCUGCAUGAACCUGCUGAAGCUCCCGGAGUUCUACGAUGAGGCCCUGCUGCGGAGCAAGCUGCUCUAUGCCAUCGAGUGUGCCGCUGGCUUUGAGCUUAGCUGAACUGAGCCCAAAGAGCUAGAUCUGACCCAACAGCAGCCAGCAGCCUGCCAGGUCCAUGAGAGUACUCAGGCGUGACCCAUGGCUCUCCUUGGGCCUUCUUUGUGGCAUUCCUCCCCUUCUAAUUUUUUAGAUGAUUUUAUUGUGACAUGGUCACUUGUGUAGAUGGAUAUUGCUUUUUGAAUAACUUAACCAUUGUUAUGUGCCAUGUGGCUGGUUUAGUAAUUUUGCCAAGAAGAGCACAGGUUUUAGGCUAGUGGCAACUCAGUGAAAUUAACCAAAGAUGAAGCUUUGGCCUUGGUGACCCAGUAGCAUCCCCUCCUGGGUUGGGCACCUGCGUCUGCAGAGUCUGGAGCUGAGAUGCAGAGCUCUGGGCCACUGCUUCUCAUGUGGUUGAUUGUUUACAAGCCUAAUUGUAAAAACUAAAGGCAUUUUUUCCUACUGCCUUUUCCCAAAGUGGUUAGGUUUGGAAAACACAUAGCGAUAGUAUUAUUUUAUUUGUGCUUUUGAAGCCAUUUCCCCAGGCAGGACUCGCAUGCUUGUUUUCAGAAUCCCACUGACCUGUGUCGUGAGGUUUGGACAGUGCUGUGUGGGUGUGAGGUGACUCCUGCACUCACUGCUCUGUUCCUGUCUCUGCCUUGUGCCUGGAGAGCUUUCGAGGGAGGAGGAGGAGGGUCCCCGCACUUCCUGAGGCAGCUGUGUCCCCUGUAGUGAGUGGUGAUUGGGGAUGUGGGCACUGCGGCUUCUAUUAAAGUCAUUUGAACCAAAGUGGCAGGCUGCGUCUCUCCGUGACCCACGCGCCCUCCUGGCCCAGCCAUACUGCCGUCAUCCCAGGUGUCUUGGGGGGACUCGCCGGGCCCCAGCACCUAUGCUUCCUCCUGCUGUUCUGACAGGAAGACGGCAUCCUUGGCGUGUGCCAGGGGAACAGCCACAGGCGAUUCUCACUAGGCACUUUAUCAGGGUCUGUCUUGUUGCCUGGUGACCUCUGCCUCUGCAAACGGAAAGCAGGGAAGCAUCUGGGAGGCCAACAUGCAAGGAAUGGCCUGCAGGGAGCUGGCAAGGACUCCAGACCCAGUGUCUCCAACCAGUCCAGCAUCUGUGUGGCUGGAAGCUCUUCAUGCUGGUGGGGCUAGGUGACCAGAAUUAGCAAUAUACCUUUAAGUGUGGGAAACCUGAAUGACACUUUUAAGACAAUGACCGUUAUCAAAUAAAAUGUGUAAUUUCUUAAUUUGAAUCAUAAA